Molecule: messenger RNA, 2126 nt
Organism: Cicer arietinum (chickpea)
Lineage: Eukaryota; Viridiplantae; Streptophyta; Magnoliopsida; Fabales; Fabaceae
Product: L-ascorbate oxidase
Cellular component (GO): extracellular region
Molecular function (GO): copper ion binding; oxidoreductase activity
Source: RefSeq, a predicted model, not a curated record
ACUCACUAUUUAAAGGCCAUCAAUCCCAACACAAAAUGUACAAAAAUCAAUCACCAAAAUCAAAAUAUUUCUAAACUUUCACAUUAUUCUCCCUUGAGCUUUCUCACUCACAAUACUACACAUAUUUUUUCCUUAAUUAUCUAGACAUGGUUCAACUUCAAUUAAACUUAAGGGCAUUACCAAAAUUAUUGGUUCUAUGUUUCUUCCUUAUUAUAUGGAAUUUCUACAAAGCUGAGGCUGGAGUUAGACAUUAUAAAUGUGAGGUUAAAUAUGAUUAUAGGUCCCCUGAUUGUUAUAAGAAACUAGUUAUAACCAUUAAUGGGCAAACUCCAGGACCCACCAUUGAGGCACAAGAGGGUGAUACUGUUAUAGUUGAAGUUAACAAUGAUUUGCUCACUGAAAAUCUUGCUAUUCAUUGGCAUGGUAUUAGACAGAUUGGAACUCCUUGGUUUGAUGGAACAGAAGGGGUAUCUCAAUGUCCUAUACUACCUGGAGACACCUUUGUUUAUCAAUUUGUUGUUGAUAGGCCUGGUACAUAUCUUUACCAUGCUCACUAUGGAAUGCAAAGGGAAGCAGGACUAUAUGGAAUGAUUCGUGUGGCACCAAAUGAACCUGAACCCUUUACUUAUGACUUUGAUAGAAGCAUUAUUCUGAAUGAUUGGUAUCAUCAGAGUACUUAUGAACAAGCUGCUUUAUUGUCUUCAAUUCCUUUUCAAUGGGUGGGGGAACCUCAGUCACUUUUGAUUCAUGGAAAAGGAAGAUUCAACUGUUCCUUAACUCCAAGCUUAAAAGCUGAUGUUUGUAAUUCAUCAAACCCUCAAUGUUCUCCUUUUGUACAAACUGUCAUCACAGGGAAAACAUACAGACUUAGAGUUGCAAGCUUGACUGCUUUAUCAGCACUUAGUUUCCAAAUAGAGGGUCAUAACAUGACAGUUGUUGAAGCAGAUGGACACUAUGUUGACCCUUUUGUGGUUCAAAAUCUCUACAUAUACUCAGGUGAAACAUACUCAGUUAUAGUAAAAACUGAUAAAGACCCAUCAAGAAACUACUGGAUCACCUCAAAUGUUGUCAGCAGAAACAGAACAACCCCACCUGGUUUAGCCAUUUUCAACUACUAUCCCAACCAUCCAAUGAGGUCACCACCAACACCUCCACCAUCUCCACCAGCUUGGGACAAUGUUGAUUCAAGGCUAGCUCAAAGCCUUAAAAUCAAAGCUCACCAAAGUUACAUAAACAAACCUCCAACAACAUCAGAUAGAGUCAUAGUUAUGCUCAACACACAAAACAGUAUAGACGGUUAUCGACAUUGGUCCGUGAACAAUGUGUCUUUUUUCCUACCUCAUACACCUUAUCUUAUUGCACUUAAAGAGAACUUUACUGAUGAAUUCAGCCAAACAUCUCCACCUGAUAGCUAUGAUAGUAACUAUGAUAUUUUCAGUGUGGCUAAUAACACAAAUGCAACUUCUAGCAAUGGAAUUUAUAGGCUGCAGUUCAAUAUAACAGUGGAUGUUAUACUUCAAAAUGCAAACACUAUGAAUAAAAACAAUAGUGAGACACAUCCUUGGCAUCUUCAUGGACACGAUUUUUGGGUUCUUGGAUAUGGAAAGGGUAAGUUUGAUGUAAACAAUGACACAAAGAAUUAUAAUUUGGUGAACCCUAUUAGGAAGAACACUGUGCCAGUUCACCCCUUUGGUUGGACUGCUCUGAGGUUUCGGUCGGAUAAUCCUGGUGUGUGGGCUUUCCAUUGUCAUAUAGAGUCUCAUUUCUAUAUGGGGAUGGGAGUGAUUUUUGAAGAAGGAAUUGAUAGGGUUGGGAAGCUUCCUUCAUCCAUCAUGGGUUGUGGCAAAUCCAAAGGCAUUAAUUAAACAAGCAAUUUCAUUUUUUCAUUUUUCAAUUCUUUUUUACUCAAAAAUCAUCCUGAUAUGUAUGUUUGUAAGAGGUAGUAUUAUACAAGUUGUGCCUUCCUUAUAGUAAAUAGGUUGUAAAUCUUGUAAUAAAAAAAAGAAAAAUGUUAUAAAGGUUGUAAAGUGUAAUUGUACUGUGUGCAACAAAGUGUAGUGUUAGAGCAGUUCAGAAAUUAUCAUGCUCGCGAAACCUUUUGACUUUGGAACUUUGACAUAAACACA